This is a messenger RNA of Nelumbo nucifera (sacred lotus), 951 nucleotides long. Lineage: Eukaryota; Viridiplantae; Streptophyta; Magnoliopsida; Proteales; Nelumbonaceae. The record is from RefSeq and is a predicted model, not a curated record.
UCUUCAGUCAUCGCCUCACCUCAAUUAUCCUCUUGCCCAUCAUUUUGUUUCAGAGAGAGAGAGAUGGAAAGGUUCAAUGGUUCUAGCUCUUGUCGCUGUGUCUUUGCAGGUUUGCUCAUUCUGUUGGUAUUAUUCAUCAGUUGCAACCCAAAACCAUGCUCAGCUGCGAGAGUACUCAAUCCUGGGACGACAAACACCGAAUUCAUAAAGACGUCCUGUGACACUACAAUGUAUCCGAAGCUGUGCAUCAGCAGCCUCUCGGGCUACGCAAGCGCGAUUCAAACAGACCCAAAGUUGCUGGCCGACGCCGCCCUGAACGUUUCCCUCACAAACGCCCGCUCCACUUCAACCAUGAUGACAGAGCUAUCAAGAAGCCACGGAAUGAAGCCCAGGGAGGCUGCGGCAAUGCAAGACUGCGUCGAGACCGUCGGAGACUCGGUCGACGAGCUGCAGAGGUCUAUGGCGGAGAUGGGUCAUCUGGGGGGACCCAACUUGGCCUUUCAGAUAAGCAACAUCCAGACAUGGGUGAGCGCGGCCUUGACGAACGAGGACACAUGCAUGGACGGGUUCGCUGGCAAGGCUGUCGACGGGAGUAUCAAGACCACAGUCAGAGCCCGCAUUCUGAACCUUGCCCAGCUCACAAGCAAUGCUCUGUCCUUCAUCAACGGACUUGUCAAGACCUCACCCUAAUUCACUCAUCGCUCCUGCUCUGUUAAUUUGUUGUUAGUAAUGGUUUCGUUGGUGGAUUAGUUGUGUUUAAGUGCCUCUGCAACUGCAAUCCUGCUACCGUAGCUUCUUGCUCCUAUGAAUUGUUGUAAUUGUCCUGCUUCUUCUGAUUGUAAUUAAUUAAUUAAGUAGAAAACUAUAAUGAAGCUGUGUAUUAUAAAAUAUAAAUCGCUUCUUACUUUAGUUAAGAAAAAAGUUUGUAGUGCUGGUUGGUUCCAUUUCUGA